Drosophila erecta is the source of this 2394-nucleotide messenger RNA. It is a transcript of the gene Sox21a, whose product is annotated as transcription factor SOX-2. Gene Ontology annotation, biological process: positive regulation of transcription by RNA polymerase II; cell differentiation; anatomical structure morphogenesis. The coding region runs from base 425 to 1636 and encodes 403 amino acids. The record is from RefSeq and is a predicted model, not a curated record. NCBI's taxonomy places the organism in Eukaryota, Metazoa, Arthropoda, Insecta, Diptera, Drosophilidae. The transcript has 3 exons. Gene Ontology annotation, molecular function: DNA-binding transcription factor activity, RNA polymerase II-specific; RNA polymerase II cis-regulatory region sequence-specific DNA binding.
UCAAAUCCAAAUUGUCGCGCACUCGAAACGGACGCGCUGCGCUCGGCUAACGGUGAAUCGGCAGUCUAACGGUUUAGAUACUUCCCACGUUCGUAAGUUCGGUACUCUAUAAAUCUCGAACUGUUUGGAAAAUAAUUUGAAAAUUCAUAUCAGUGCACUUGUGUAUUUUUAAAAGUGCUUUUAGCGAUCGACAAUUAAUACGCAGCAAAUAUUUAUGAACAAAAAGAACACGAUCGCAUAAUAAACUCUUAUGCAAUUUAAUGGCUUGUUAAGUGUCAUACAUCGAAUGGCAUCCAAAUUCAAACUGUGUUAAGGAGGAAGUAAAAGACAAUUAUUACAGAGUUCGAGGAGCAGCUGCAGCACUACCACCUGAUAAUUACCACCUGCACCCCCAGUGGAGUCCCCCGACUCUGCGCCAGGCAUCAUGACGAGCAUCUCGGCGCUGCUCCACCGGAGCCACAGCCACAGCAAUGGUUACACGAGCAGCGGGAGUAGCAAUCACAGCCAUAGCAGCAGUCUCUCACCGCAGUUGCCCGGCAUCAAUUUGGGUUUGGGCAUGGUCGGUGGCUUGGGUAUGGGCAUGGGUGUGGGUGCGGGUGCGGGUGCGGGCUCUGGAUCGGGAAACACCACCCCACCACCAAUGCCGCCAGCUGACCUCGCAGUUCCGACAGCGCCACCCACUCCGGUGGCACCCAAAAUGCACCAGCACCAGCACCAGCAUCCACACCCGCACUCGCACCACCAUGCCAACUCCCACCAUAAUGCCCCAAACAGCCAGUCGAAUCCGAAUUCUGGGGGCCAUCACAACAGCCACGACCACAUUAAGCGACCAAUGAACGCUUUCAUGGUCUGGUCGCGGGGGCAGCGUCGCAAAAUGGCCCAGGACAAUCCAAAAAUGCACAAUUCCGAAAUAUCAAAGCGCCUGGGCGCCGAGUGGAAAUUACUCACCGAAGGACAGAAGCGUCCAUUCAUCGACGAGGCAAAACGAUUGCGGGCCCUGCACAUGAAAGAACAUCCCGACUACAAGUAUCGACCACGUCGCAAGCCCAAGACGCUCAACAAGUCACCGGUGCCAGGUGGUGGUGGUGUAGGUGGUGGAGGCGGCGUAGGUGGUGCCAAUGGUGGUGCCAACGGUGCUGGUGGCGGUAGCUCCGGUCCCGGUGGCCCAGGCUCAAGUGGCUCGCCCAAGGAUAUGCAGUCCCAACUGUCGCCCUUGGGUCAGUCGCUGCCCCAUCUCCACGGACAUCCGCACCAGUCGCCAUAUCAACCGCAUCCACACCACCCGCAUCCCCAUCCACAUCAUGUCCAGCUGGCCGCCGCCACCUUGAGCGCCAAGUACGGAUUUGGUUCGCCGCUGGAGUUGUCCCUGCCCCGCCUGCCGAAUGCCUUUCCCGGCCUCGCCCACUAUCCACUGGAUCCCACGCUGGCCCUGGACCUCCAGGCGCGCCUCCAGGCGAUGUACGCCGGCUCCAUCUACCACCCGUGGCGGUAUCUGCCGCUGAUAAGUCCGGAAACUCCGCCCUCCCCGCCCAGCAGCAGCGGCACCGGCAUCUCAUCCUACGGAUGCGUCAAGUCAGAGAAGUCCUCUCCAAAUGCGGUAGUGGCCAGCACGGCCAGUCCGCCGAACAUCAUUUGACCGACUCCUUUGCGCUUCGGCGCCGGCACCUCCUCAUCCGCAGAACACGUGGUCUAGGAGUUUGGAUGGUAAUUGAUCGUCCAGCCCCAAAAGUUAAAAGUCCUAAUGUUAGAGCCUAGUGUUAGACGAAUAUUUUUGCGUGUCCUCGGUUGCUACUUUUGUUUUAUGUUAUGUUUUGGGUUCUGAUUUAGUGCGGCUUUACUAUUUUUAGCGUUUAGCAUGAUGAACAUUAAAUUGCAAACUGCAUUCAAAAUCUCAGUUCAGUGAAAGAUCCAAGCUCGAAAAUCAAUAGCACUUUUAAAUUAAGCAAAUUUAUAAAAAAAAUCAUAAGGACUAAGAAAAAACAUUUAACAGUCCCGUAUAACUUGAAUAUAGUUUCCUAAGUGACAUUUUUGGGCUAUCAGUUAUGAAAAUACACUAAAUCAUUUGAAUUCGUAGUUUAAUAUUACUUUGACUGCGCAAAAUAUUUUUUUAUUGAUACGUUGUUAUAUGGAUAACUCAAUUAUUUCGAUAAAGCUUUGAAUUAUUACCUCAGCUUAAAACACAUUUUGAAUGUUUUAUUCAUACUUAUUUUUAGGACUUCACAAUCUUUGUUAUCGAUUUCUGGAACCCAAACAAAUUGCUUAUUAGGUCUAAAGUACAUUCGAUUUGUUAAGGCAUCGAGAACAUGUCCACACUUAUGUAAUAUAUGAUUGUAAAACUAUACUUUAAUGUGAUAAAAGAAAGAGCAGAAAUCUAAUUAAAAAAACAGUGUGAAA